Messenger RNA from Pongo pygmaeus (Bornean orangutan), 704 nucleotides. RefSeq names its product alpha-ketoglutarate dehydrogenase subunit 4 (gene KGD4). Bases 151 to 462 code for a protein of 103 amino acids. Gene Ontology annotation, cellular component: oxoglutarate dehydrogenase complex. Gene Ontology annotation, molecular function: oxoglutarate dehydrogenase (succinyl-transferring) activity. NCBI's taxonomy places the organism in Eukaryota, Metazoa, Chordata, Mammalia, Primates, Hominidae. The transcript has 4 exons. Gene Ontology annotation, biological process: 2-oxoglutarate metabolic process. The record is from RefSeq and is a predicted model, not a curated record.
ACAGGGGGCGGAGCCCGCCCCACGGCGGAGGAGAGCCCAGUCCGGUCUCCGCCUCCGUGACGUCCUGGGAAGCGCCGCCCACAGCUGCCCGGCACUCCAGUGAUCGCCGCGGCUCGCUCGCGCCCCGGAAACUGCCCCUUCUCGGGGGUCAUGAUGGGCAGCAAGAUGGCGUCUGCCAGUAGGGUCGUUCAGGUAGUCAAACCACACACUCCAUUAAUAAGGUUUCCUGACAGAAGAGACAAUCCUAAACCCAAUGUAUCAGAAGCUUUGAGAUCAGCAGGGCUACCAUCUCACUCUUCUGUAAUUUCACAACAUUCUAAGGGAAGUAAAUCACCAGAUUUGCUGAUGUAUCAGGGUCCACCAGACACUGCAGAAAUAAUAAAAACAUUACCUCAGAAAUACAGAAGGAAACUUGUGUCUCAAGAAGAAAUUGAAUUUAUCCAACGUGGAGGUCCUGAAUAACCAUGGUGGCUGCUGUUUGUCAUCAGACAAUAGAAUUGUCUUUACAAUAAAGGACUUCCAAAAUGACAGAUGAGAAACUGUAUAUUAAACACCUUUAAUAAAUAUUGUGAAAAAAAUGAAAUAUAGAAAAUUUAGAUGGACACUUGUAUUUCCUAAUUUAUGUAUCUUGGUCAGCUUCUCCACAAGCUUACCUAAUUGUUUAUAUACUUUAUACUUAUUAAAGUAUACAUUUUUAAAUGUUA